This is a messenger RNA of Stylonychia lemnae, 498 nucleotides long. NCBI's taxonomy places the organism in Eukaryota, Ciliophora, Spirotrichea, Sporadotrichida, Oxytrichidae. The record is from the annotation of a GenBank genome assembly.
AUGACUGAUAAUUCUAUCAAGAAGUGGGACAAUGACAUUUAUGUGUUCGAUGUCACCGAAGCAUCAAGAGUUAAGAACCCUUGGUUGGAAGAUUUUGGAAGAGAUAGAUUUACCUACGAGCCAGAGUAUCCAUUAUUGACAGCGAUUGACGCAAGAAUUAAUGAAGCUCAUUAUGCUCAUGGUUACCCAUACACCUCAUGGCUUUAACUUUCCUUGGUUUAUGCAGCUGGUCUUUACACAGCCAAAGAGCAGGGUAUUGUGAAGAAGGGUGUUUACUUCCAGAGAUACUGGAGAGCUCACUACUUUGACUGGCUAAUGUUCAUUAGAAGAGCUGGUAUUUACGGAAUCGGUGGAGGUCUUGUAGCAGGCACAUAUUUGUUCGGUUCACCUAGCAUCUCAAUGAGGAGAAUUGUAAAUGGUUAUCACUAUUACUUCACAUGGUAAACAACAGACCCAAGAAACACAGAUACUCAGCAUUUCAUUAAGAACAAUAGCUGA